UGAAUUUUAUUUUGCAGUGUUGACAGAAAUAAAUAUCAAAUACAUAUUCCACUACCUCCUAAAAUUGAUCCCACAGUUACAAUGAUGCAGGUAGAGGAAAAACCAGAUGUGACAUACAGUGAUGUUGGAGGAUGCAAAGAACAAAUUGAUAAACUUAGAGAAGUUGUGGAAACACCAUUAUUACAUCCAGAGAAAUUUGUAAACCUUGGAAUUGAACCUCCUAAAGGAGUUUUGUUAUUUGGACCACCUGGAACAGGAAAAACUUUGUGUGCCAGAGCAGUUGCCAAUCGAACUGAUGCUUGUUUUAUAAGAGUUAUUGGAUCAGAAUUAGUUCAGAAAUAUGUAGGAGAGGGUGCUCGAAUGGUGAGAGAAUUAUUUGAAAUGGCCAGAAAUAAAAAAGCCUGUUUAAUUUUCUUUGAUGAAAUUGAUGCAAUUGGAGGAGCAAGAUUUGAUGAUGGUGCAGGAGGAGAUAAUGAAGUCCAGAGAACUAUGUUAGAAUUGAUUAAUCAGUUGGAUGGAUUUGAUCCAAGAGGCAAUAUUAAAGUACUUAUGGCUACUAACCGGCCAGACAUACUUGAUCCUGCCCUUAUGAGACCUGGUCGAUUAGAUCGUAAAAUUGAAUUUGGUUUACCAGAUCUUGAGGGUCGUACUCAUAUAUUCAAAAUACACGCUCGUUCAAUGAGUGUAGAACGAGACAUCAGAUUUGAUCUCUUAGCUCGUCUUUGUCCCAAUAGUACAGGUGCUGAAAUUCGUAGUGUUUGUACAGAAGCUGGCAUGUUUGCAAUUCGUGCAAGACGUAAAGUAGCAACUGAGAAAGAUUUCUUAGAAGCUAUCAAUAAAGUUAUUAAGUCUUAUGCAAAAUUUAGUGCAACACCACGUUACAUGACUUACAAUUAAAAUAUUUAUUAUAUAAGAAAUAAUGGGGGAGUAGAAUUCUUUUUAUAAACAAAUAAUUCUUGUAAAUAUGGUUUGCUUUCAAAUAAAUCUUUUAAA
Messenger RNA from Centruroides sculpturatus (bark scorpion), 993 nucleotides. It is a transcript of the gene Rpt1, whose product is annotated as 26S proteasome regulatory subunit 7. NCBI's taxonomy places the organism in Eukaryota, Metazoa, Arthropoda, Arachnida, Scorpiones, Buthidae. The coding region runs from base 82 to 897 and encodes 271 amino acids. Gene Ontology annotation, cellular component: proteasome regulatory particle, base subcomplex. Gene Ontology annotation, biological process: proteasome-mediated ubiquitin-dependent protein catabolic process. Gene Ontology annotation, molecular function: ATP hydrolysis activity; ATP binding; proteasome-activating activity. The transcript is spliced from 6 exons. The record is from RefSeq and is a predicted model, not a curated record.